This is a messenger RNA of Trachemys scripta elegans, 2321 nucleotides long. Its product is annotated as GTPase IMAP family member 7-like. The transcript is spliced from 4 exons. NCBI's taxonomy places the organism in Eukaryota, Metazoa, Chordata, Testudines, Emydidae. Bases 388 to 1425 code for a protein of 345 amino acids. Gene Ontology annotation, molecular function: GTP binding. The record is from RefSeq and is a predicted model, not a curated record.
CUCUGGUAACUCUUAUUGGUGCUGCUGCUCCUGGCCUGUGUUAUUCCUCACAUGAGCAUUUGGGCCUUUGGCUGCAGGGUGAAUUGUCUGAGGUGUUUCUGCUCUUUGCAAGCAGCCAAUCAAGCAAAGGCAGUUUCUGUAAAGAAGUUUCUCAGAGUUGCUUUUUGCUGCUCAGUGUGCUCAGCUUGCAGGCACUUAACUGCACUGCACUCGCCCUCUGCCAUUCGAUCUGCACCUCCGAACGUUACCUCUGCCCUCAAAGUGUCCGAUCUAUUGACAAAGAGACAAACCAGGGGGAUUGUGUCUGUUCCCAUCUGACACCAGCAGCCUGGGAGGAGAGUGCCCACACAAACCAACCGCAGAGAGGAGCAGACGGCUGAAUCCAUUAUGGGAGGAAAACAAAGUUCACCAGAGUCUCCUCCAGGAAAGCAAACUGAAGACAAAACGGGCCCAAGAGCUGCCAGCCAGUGCACUGAGACAUCCGAACUACGGAUUGUUCUUGUUGGUAAAACUGGAUGUGGGAAAAGUGCAACAGGAAACUCCAUCCUCGGUGAGAAUCUGUUUGAGUCUAAAAUUACAGCACAAUCAGUAACAGCGACAUGUAAGAUGGAGAGCAGGGAUUGGAAUGGCAGGGACAUUGUAGUCAUUGAUACGCCUGGUCUUUUUGACACAAAAAUUCCUUUAAAAGAAACUAUGGAAGAAAUAGGGCGUUGUGUGGUAGUCUCCACCCCAGGACCCCAUGCUAUAGUUCUGGUGAUGCAGUUGGGUCGUUUCACUCCAGAAGAGAAAAAAACAAUUGAACGGAUACAAGACAUUUUUGGGGAAAAAGCUGUUGAAUACAUGGUCUUCUUGUUCACCAGAAAAGAUGACUUACGUGAUAUGACUUUAGAUGAUUAUUUAAAAGCUUUGGAUGACAAAGAUCUUCAGAAGUUGAUGAAAAAGUGCGGGAAUCGAUGCUGUGCUUUCAACAACAAAGCAGAAGGACAGGAGCAGGAAGCCCAAAUUUCAGAGCUGAUUGAAAUGACUGAUAAGAUGGUUUACCAGAAUGGAGGCUCACAUUAUACUAAUGACAUGUAUGAAUAUGCUCAGAAGAAACUUCAAGAAAAAAUCGAGACGCUCAGAGAACUCUAUGAGGAAGAGAGAGAAAAAAAGCAAAGCAAAGUGGAAUCACAGUAUGAGGAGGAAUGUAAGGAAAUAGAUGAGGAACUUCGGAAAGAAGGCUCAUCUAAUGAAAACACUUUGAAACAAAAGAAAGAGGCCAAGAGACAAAAAAUGCAAAAAGCUUUAGAGGAAAUAAAUAUCCACUACGAGACACAGUUACAUGAACUCAGGAAAAGAGCUGCCGAGGAUUUUAAUAUAAUAAAAGCUAUUUUAAAACAAUUCUCUUCUGUAUUUUCAAAAAUCAAAGGCUGGUCUCAAAAAUGAUCAACUUACUAUAAUUUCUCCUUCUCUUGCCACUUUGCCACUUUUCAAUAGCGAUGAAUGGAGUUUCAGUGCUUUGUAACACUUUAACCUCCUAUUUUUUUCUUCACAGAAGUUUACAUUUGUAUCAGCUUCUUAGUCAGCUAUGUACUGUCAUACCCUACAGUAAUGCAUACAAAAUGUGAGUAAAUGAAGCUAUUAGCAUUUUCUCUUUAUUAACAAUGUGUGUUGGUUCCAUUAAAGACUCCGGCUACAGCUAUUAGAUCUCUUCCGGACUAAGUGUUGGAAUAAGCUUGGGUUGAUGUAUUAUAUUAAUUGUGACUAAUAUUGUUGUCAAUAUGCUGGUAAAUGUCGACCUUAUUUCUGUUCAGGAAUCAUUUAUGGAAAUCAGAAUCUGUUCAUUAAAAUAACCAUUCAUAAGUAUUCACUGAUCAGUUUGGAUGAACAGUUCUCAGCUCAUUGGUUGUUCUCCAGCAGUUCGUUCUGACUAGUCAGUAUCCGUAACUUGUGACUGGCCACCCAAGUCACAUGAUAUUGUUUCCGCUUCUGGAUGGAAAUUUUGUAAACAAGAAGAUAACAAAUGAGCCAUGAUUUUCCAAUAAUCUGGAAAUUCAUUUAACCUUCAAGAUUUGCAAAUAUUUUUUCACAUUCAAUUCAGUACGUCCAUUCACUAAACUAUUUGUGACUAAAUGUUUUAAAAAUAUUCAACCAGUUCUAACUGCCAUGUAUCUCCCACAGUCCUGCCACAUUUACCCCUGGAUAUAGCCUACCUGUAAUCACGUAAUGUACUUUCUCCUAUAUUUUCCUGUUUAGCUUUUGAUUUGCUGUGAAAUGUCAUGUGAUAAUGUCCGUGACUUAUGAAUGAUGCUAUGAAAAUAAAUUCUAUUAUUUGUAUUUAA